UUGCGCAUUCCGGAUCGCUACACAAUUCUUGGUGGGUCAACCCUCGUCGGUGCAUCAACCAAACCUAUCAUCGACAGCUGACGCCCACGGUGCUGACGCGUCGAGAACUCUACCAUGUUCUCAAACCGGUACCGUCUUUCUGCAGCUGCUACUUUUUCAGUUUUAUCGUUCUUCUUUGAUUGUGGGUGAAGAAGCUGAAAGAGCCGCUCCUGAAUGCUCCCCUGCUCCCUCGGGUAAGCCUUGAAAGCAUCUGGUGAUCCUCUGUUGUGGAACCCCCUCCAUGGAUGCUGACGGUGUGAAGCAGCCCUUGCUGUCGAAGCCGCUGGAUUCAACUCAAACGGAUAAAAAGGAACUCAAGAGAAGCAGAUUUCGGCGCUGCAAAAGUGCUCCUCUUGCAGAAGCUUUUCCUCAAGAAGCGGAUCUCAAUGGCUCAAAUCAGCGUUCCCAGUCCAUACUAGGGAAUCUCCACCCCAGUUUCAAAAGAGUUGCAAUAAUCUUGGGAUUCUACCUAGGAUUUGGCACAUUAUGCCUUUACCUCAUGGGGAAUGAGAUUGAUGGAGAAAAGACAAACGACCUUCUCGAUGCAGUUUAUUUCUGUAUCGUGACAAUGACCACUGUUGGGUAUGGGGACCUUGUGCCAGGCAGCGUUCUGACAAAACUACUUGCUUGUGUCUUUGUCUUCUCUGGGAUGGCUCUUGUGGGCCUAAUUCUGAGCAAAGCGGCAGAUUACCUUGUAGAGAAGCAGGAAAUCCUGCUGGUCAAAGCCCUGCAUUUGCGUAACAAAGUUGGCCCAACUGAAAUGCUAAAAAAAAUCGAAACCAACCGAGUGAGAUAUAAGUGUGUCACAGCCUUGAUCCUUCUGCUGUUGCUCAUAGUUGCUGGAACAACUUUCCUAGCUUUAGUUGAGAACCUCGACAUUGUUGAUGCUUUCUACUGUGCGUGUUCUACCAUCACAACACUAGGAUACGGAGAUAAGAGUUUCUCGACCAAAGCAGGGCGUGUUUUUGCUGUGUUUUGGAUACUGACAAGUACGAUAUGUCUGGCUCAGUUUUUCCUCUACAUUGCUGAGCUGAACACGGAAAAUAGACAGAGGGAAUUGGUCAAAUGGGUUCUCUCUAGGCGGAUGACUAAUGUCGAUCUGGAGGCAGCUGAUCUUGAUGAUGAUGGGGUUGUUGGGGCUGCUGAGUUCAUUAUAUAUAAGCUCAAGGAAAUGGGGAAGAUUAGUCAAGAAGAUGUAUCACUAAUUUUAGAGGAGUUUGAUGAUCUUGAUGUUGAUCAAUCAGGAACUCUAUCCGUUUCUGAUAUAGCACUUGCACAACCAUCCUAAGCGGAGACGUGAUCGCCCUAUCCUGUAGCGAUUGAUGACUUGUAUAGUUGUGUGUCUCGUAUUGGAUUAUUGGUUG
Messenger RNA from Rhodamnia argentea, 1403 nucleotides. RefSeq names its product two-pore potassium channel 1. Lineage: Eukaryota; Viridiplantae; Streptophyta; Magnoliopsida; Myrtales; Myrtaceae. Gene Ontology annotation, biological process: stabilization of membrane potential; potassium ion transmembrane transport. Gene Ontology annotation, cellular component: plant-type vacuole membrane. The transcript has 3 exons. Bases 281 to 1327 code for a protein of 348 amino acids. Gene Ontology annotation, molecular function: potassium ion leak channel activity. The record is from RefSeq and is a predicted model, not a curated record.